Molecule: messenger RNA, 4224 nt
Organism: Solanum dulcamara
Lineage: Eukaryota; Viridiplantae; Streptophyta; Magnoliopsida; Solanales; Solanaceae
Product: calcium-transporting ATPase 9, plasma membrane-type
Exons: 34
Coding region: 485-3691 (1068 amino acids)
Biological process (GO): calcium ion transmembrane transport
Cellular component (GO): intracellular membrane-bounded organelle; membrane
Molecular function (GO): ATP hydrolysis activity; P-type calcium transporter activity; calmodulin binding
Source: RefSeq, a predicted model, not a curated record
UUAACUUGUCAGGAUUUUUUGAUGAAUGUUUUUAAAUAUUUGGUCUAAUCAGCUUUAAGAUAAUUUUGAUGGAUAAUGGGUGAUUGUUAGGUAUGAAACUCCAUAAUGGGUGAUUGUUAGAUAUGAAAUUCGUAAAACAACAGGACAAUGUUGGUUGUAUAGUGUCAGUAUUAAGUGAUGCUGUUAAAGGUUGCAUUAUGGGUGACAAUGAUGAUGAACGUUCAGCACAAGCCAUCAAUUUGAACUCCAACCGGCAUUGCGCGUUUUGUGAGAAAACCUUUAUCAAGAUUUGCCAUCAACUAAAAACUCGUAAUUAGCGGCAUCGCGCGUACUUGGGCAAAAACCCCAAUUCAAGGGGCCCUGCUUUCUCUGCAUUCCGAUUCUCUCUUGUCUAUUUUUCACUUCCCCGAGCGAGAGUGGUGGCUGGCUCCAUUGAAGAGGCCGUGCCAUCUAGACUGCUUCAAGUGAUCAUACGCCCGUUACCAUGCAACUCAACGAUCUGGAGGCCGGCUCCUCCCAUCUCAACUCUUCUAUCCAAGGCGACUUCUCUGAUCCUUUCGACAUUGCCAAUACCAAGAAUGCAUCUUUCCACGCUCUUAAACGCUGGAGGGAAGCUGCACUUGUGCUUAAUGCUUCACGCCGAUUUAGGUAUACUCUCGACUUGAAAAAAGCCGAAGAGAAAGAACAAAGAAGAAGGAUGAUCAGAGCACAUGCUCAAGUCAUAAGAGCAGCACUACUUUUUAAACUCGCUGGACAACGAGCUAUUGUGUUGGGUACUGAAGUUGCUCCUCUACCUCCUUGUGGUGACUAUGGAAUUUCACUUGAACAGCUAGCUUCGGUGACCAGGGAUCACAAUCUUUCUGCACUGCAACAAUACGGAGGAGCCAAAGGUUUAUCAGAGAAGUUAAAAACAGAUAUUGAUUCAGGAAUUGUUGAUGAUGAUGUUGAAUUGUCAAAAAGAAAAAAUGUGUUUGGGGCAAAUACGUAUCCCAUGAAAAAGGGUCGCAGUUACUUGAGAUUCCUUUGGGAGGCUUGGCAAGAUCUGACUCUCAUCAUCUUAAUUGUAGCUGCUGUACUAUCACUGGCACUUGGAAUACACACAAAGGGCCUGAAAGAAGGAUGGUAUGAUGGUGGAAGCAUAACUUUUGCCGUACUUCUUGUUAUUUUUGUUACAGCAACAAGUGACUACAGACAGUCCUUGCGAUUUCAGAACUUAAAUGAAGAAAAGCGAAAUAUCCAAGUACAGGUUAUAAGAGAUGGCAGGAGGGAAAAAAUUUCAAUAUACGAAAUUGUUGUUGGUGAUGUUGUUCCUCUCAGGAUAGGCGAUCAGGUUCCUGCAGAUGGAGUCUUGAUCUCUGGUCAUUCUCUGGCAAUUGAUGAGUCUAGCAUGACUGGCGAAAGCAAGAUUGUAAACAAAAAUCAAAAGGCACCUUUCUUGAUGGCUGGUUGCAAGGUAGCAGAUGGUGCUGGAACCAUGCUUGUAACUGGUGUAGGAAUCAAUACUGAAUGGGGAUUGUUGAUGGCGAGUAUAUCAGAGGAUACUGGUGAAGAAACUCCCUUGCAGGUGCGCUUGAAUGGGGUUGCCACCUUUAUUGGCAUCGUUGGCCUUGCUGUUGCUCUCUUUGUGCUCAUUGUUCUUUUAAGCAGGUUCUUAACUGGAAAUAGCAAAAAUCCAGACGGGACUACCCAGUUUGUCCGUGGACAGACCAGUGUUAGUAAAACAAUGGAUGGAGUUGUACACAUUAUCACUGCAGCUGUCACAAUUGUGGUUGUUGCUGUCCCUGAAGGUCUUCCUUUAGCUGUUACAUUGACUUUAGCAUACUCAAUGAAGAAAAUGAUGGCUGACAAGGCUUUGGUGCGCAGACUUUCAGCUUGUGAAACUAUGGGCUCUGCUACAACUAUUUGUAGUGAUAAAACUGGAACACUGACUUUGAAUCAGAUGACAGUCGUAGAAGCCUAUAUUGGGGAAAAGAAGCUCGAUUCACCUGAAGAUGGAUCGCAGUUGCAUUCAGCUGUUUCUUCUCUUCUGAAUGAGGGCAUAACACAGAAUACAUCCGGCAGUGUCUUUACUUCCAAGGAUGGCAAGGGAACAGAGGUUUCAGGAUCUCCCACUGAAAAAGCCAUUCUUUCAUGGGGCGUCAAGAUUGGAAUGAAGUUCGAUGUUGUCAGAUCACAAUCCAUAAUUCUUCAUGUCUCUCCUUUUAAUUCUACAAAGAAGAGAGGAGGUGUUGCAGUUAGAGAGCAGAGUGGCUCUCAAGUUCAUAUACAUUGGAAGGGUGCAGCUGAAAUUAUACUGGCAUCUUGUACUGGAUACCUUGACUCAAAUGGCUGCUUACAAUCCAUUGAAACGGAGAAGGGUUCUUUGAAAGAAGCCAUUGAAUAUAUGGCAGCAAAAAGUUUGAGGUGUGUUGCCAUUGCAUACCAAACUUGUAAUGUCGAUGAGGUUCCAACUGAUGAAGAACAACUGGCUCAAUGGAUUCUACCAGAAGAUGGCCUUAUUUUGCUUGCUAUACUCGGUAUAAAGGAUCCUUGUCGGCCAGGUGUCAAGGAUGCAGUGAGGCAGUGCAGGGACUCUGGUGUUAAGGUGCGCAUGGUAACUGGAGAUAAUAUUCAAACAGCUAGAGCAAUUGCCUUGGAGUGUGGAAUUUUAACUUCAAAUACUGAAGUCACAGAAUUUGAAGUUAUUGAGGGGAAGACCUUCCGAGAGUUGUCUGAGAAGGAGCGAGAACAAGUUGCAAAAAGAAUGUCGGUUAUGGGAAGGUCAUCACCAAGUGACAAGCUUUUGCUUGUGCAAACUCUGCGUAAACUAGGGGAAGUCGUUGCUGUUACUGGUGAUGGAACUAAUGAUGCUCCUGCACUGCAUGAGGCCGAUAUAGGUCUUUCCAUGGGCAUCCAAGGAACAGAAGUCGCAAAAGAAAGCUCUGACAUCAUUAUCUUGGAUGAUAAUUUUGCUACAGUGGUGAAGGUUGUACGCUGGGGCCGUUCUGUUUAUGCAAAUAUUCAGAAAUUCAUUCAGUUCCAGCUCACUGUUAAUGUCGCAGCUCUUGUAAUCAAUGUUGUGGCAGCAGUUUCUUCUGGUGAUGUUCCUCUAAACACAGUGCAGCUUCUUUGGGUCAAUCUCAUUAUGGAUACUCUUGGAGCACUAGCUUUGGCUACUGAACCACCAACUGACCAUCUUAUGCAUAGACCACCUGUUGGUCGAAGGGAACCUCUGGUAACAAAUAUCAUGUGGAGGAACUUGCUAAUUCAGGCUCUCUACCAAAUCGGAAUCCUUCUUGUUCUCAAUUUCCAGGGCAAGAGUAUUCUCAGCUUAGAGAAUGAUGACCCAAAACAUGCUAAUAUGGUGAAGAAUACCUUAAUAUUCAACGCAUUUGUUUUCUGCCAAAUAUUCAAUGAGGUUAAUGCUCGAAAGCCAGAUGAAAUUAAUGUCUUUACUGGCGUGACCAAAAACCACCUCUUUACUGGUGUUGUGGGAACUACUUUCAUACUUCAGAUCAUUAUCAUUGAGUUCCUUGGAAAAUUUGCAUCUACAGUUGGACUCAGUUGGAAAUUAUGGAUAGUUUCACUUGUGAUUGGUAUUAUCAGUUUGCCUCUUGCUGCUGCGGGAAAAUUGAUCCCAGUUCCAAAGACCCCUGUGGCUAAGGUCUUCAUCAAGUUAUAUCAGCGAUGCAUUGCAGCUCGUAAUGCAUAAAUGAAUUGCUUUCGUGCAGCUGUUUCUUUGCGAUCUACUGUGCAUAUGUGUAGUAUGUAUGAUUAGUUUUUGUUUAUGCUGAAUUGGAAGAAAAAAGAAGCCAAAAAACAUUAGAAAACAAUCCUUGAGUAUGUUGUUUAUAGUACAUAACAAAUAUGUAUACUGCCCACCACUAGGUUGUAGAAUAGUUUAUACAAUAUAGGAAUUUAGGAUUUGAUAAUGCUGAAUUGGAAGAAAAGAGAACCCCCCCAAUAAGAUUGAGAUCGACAUUAGAAAGCAACCUGCAAGUAUGUUGCAUGCAUGAUAAAUAUGUAUAUAUUUCUUUUACAGAAGAAUAGUAGCAAGUAAAUCUUGUUUAUAGUAAUUUGUAUAUGUUAUGACAGGUGUGUCCAUUAGAAAGCAACCAUAAAGUAUGUUGCUUAUAGUACAUAUAAUGAUAUAAAUAUCUAUAUUUUCUUUUACGGAACAGGAGUUGAGAUUAUAGGUAAUUUGUAUGGUUGUACGGAUAUGUAUGGAAGAUAUGUUACACCGAA